GCUCUUUCACAGUAGCUAUCUAACAUUAUGGGACUAUCAUGAAAUAUAGCCAUAAAAACACACCAUUGAGUAAAAUAAGGGGACCUACUUGCUAUUGAGACACACUUGGCUUUGUGUGAGGUAAAUAUCCCCUCCUCCCUCCCCUCAUAUAUUCAGUUUGCGGGCUUAGUUGUGUUGCAGAGCACCUUCAGGGUGCAGGAGAGGCAGCAGCAGAGAAACACGUGUUUGUUCUUUGUCUUUGUUCGUUUUUAUUUAUUUUUAUUUUAUCGCCUGUUUGCGUUUCUAGUCAGUUGAGCCGUGAAGCGGUGGCACAGGAGGAGCUAAGACCGAAUGGAAGCGAAUUGAUCAAGAAAGAGGAAGAAGGAGCAAACAGAAAGGAAAGAAGGUCCUUUAUGUUUUCUGAAGAUCUUUAAGCAAGUGACUGCGUUUUUGACAGAACAAACCCAGCCAAUGAAAACGUGCUGUGCAUUUAGAGACGAAAGGGGAACAUUGAGGAGUGGACUUGUGACCUCCAGCAUUCCUUGUAACAGAGGGCGAGCUCACUGAUGUCAGUCUGCCUUGUGAUUGGCUGGAGCGAUGGCAGGUACCAAGGUGGAGAAGCUCGAGGGAGGCAGAAGGCCACCGGGGGUCAUGGCCCCGCCGGAAGGUGGCUGGGGCUGGAUGAUCGUCGCUGGCUGUUUCCUCGCCACCAUCUGCAUCAGGGCAGUGACCAGAUGUAUUUCCAUGUUCUUUGUGGAGUUCCAGCUGCACUUUGAGAAGGAUUAUUCGACCACCGCCUGGAUCAAUAGUCUGAUCGACGCCACCACCAUGCUCUGUGCUCCUCUGGGUGGUUUCCUUGGGGACCGACUCUCCUGCAGAGCUACAGUGAUCCUGGGAGGUCUGCUGUCUUCUUCUGGUCUGGUCCUCAGCUCCUUCGCUUCCAGUCUGGAAUAUCUAUACAUCUCCCUGGGCAUCCUCCCAGGUCUUGGCUUUGCUCUUAGCUACACACCAGCUAUAGCGAUGGUUGGGAGGUACUUCAGUGAGAGGAAAGCUCUGGCCUAUGGCAUCGCCAUGUCUGGGAGUGGCAUUGGGACCUUCAUCCUGGCUCCUGCAAUCCAGCUGCUUAUAGAGCAUUACUCCUGGAGAGGAGCUCUUCUCAUCCUGGGAGGAUUUGUUUCCAACCUGUGUGUCUGUGGUGCUCUGAUGAGGCCGCUGGAACCAAGAAGAAGUGAAGGGAUAUGGGAGAACAAUAUGGCAAACCUGGAGAAAGAGUGUAUGACAACAGCACUGGAUUCCAAAGACACUGAACAAGUACCUGCUGAUUGCAGCCAAGUGGAAGCAAAGCAGCUGGAAAUAAACAACUUAAUGGAUACUCAAAGGCUACUUAUAGCCAAUGGAGCACUCAAAAACUUUGACCUUAAAAACAAUAAACUAGUUCAGGGGAACAUAGCGCUGCUAUCAAGUUCAAGCCCGUCUGAUCGGAAGAUAGCUGAUUGCAUUUUAUUUAGCAACAAGCUAACAGAGACAAUGCCAGGGGGGCUCAAACACUCAGAUCCCAAACUAGCAAAUGCUAGCACAAUUGAGGACUCAAAAUUGGUGGAAAGCAUGAAAUUGAGCAAGGCAGCUGACAUGGAUGCUAAGAUAGCAGAGCCUUUAGUGAGCACAAACACUUCAUCCAGAGGUCACUGUUUUUGUCUCGAGUCCAGGGAAGAGUUUAGAUUUCUUGUGAUACCCGACUUCCUGAUUCUGUCUGUGUCCUUACUGUUUCUGGCUUAUGGCUGCAGCGCUCCAGUAGUUUACCUGGUUCCUUAUGCCCUCAGCAUGGGGUUGGAGCCCCAGCAGGCUGCCUUCCUCAUGUCCAUAUUUGGAGUCAGCGGCAUUGUGGGUAACAUCACCUUUGGAUGGAUCACGGACAGGAAGUGUCUGAAGAGGUAUCGCAUGCUGAGCUACAUGAUGGCGAUAGGCAUGGAUGGCCUUUGCUGCAUGUUCAUCCACCUCCUUCACUCCUUCCCCCUCCUGGUCCCAUUUUCUGUACUCUAUGGAUACUUUGACGGGGCGUAUGUGGCGCUUAUCCCAGUGGUGACCUCUGAUGUUGCGGGCUCCACCUACCUGACCUCCGCUCUGGGUGUUGUCUUCUUCCUGCAUGGCAUCCCCUACCUGAUUAGCCCACCAAUAGGAGGUUGGUUAGUAGACAGGACUGGAAAUUACAAGGCAACCUUCUUUCUCAGCGGGGCUUGCUUCCUGUUCAGCUCUGUGGUUCUAGGAGCUGCCAUGCUCGUCAGACGCUGCCAGACGUCCAAGUCUAACUCAGCUGCACGCUUAAAUCCCAAUCACACUGCUGCUGCAGCUCAACAGGGCAUCAUAUGACAAUGCAAUCAGUUCAGGUGCUAUUUUGAUAUGUAUUAUACGCCAUUGAUGUGUUUUGGACACUUGAAGCUCAGACUCAACAAGAGCAAUGCUGUCAGAACCUGUGCCUUUAAAGAAACAAUGCUGUGACUUUAAGACACAGAUUAUCUUGUAAUGGCAUUAUUUUUUCAGUAAGAGUAUUCUGUUUGUUUGAUGUGGAUCUUUUGUUUUGUAAAACUAAAGGGCAUUCAUCCUUCACGGACGCCAAAACUUGCAAGCACUUUUCCAUUAACAUUCACCGUCUUUAGUGAACUUUCCAAUUAUGUUGAGAUGUUCACUCUGAUUUAAUACAGAUUCUAAAGUGUUGCUGUUCAAAAAAAUAUAUUAUUGAAAAAUAUAUUUUUUUAAACUUGGCCCUUAUUUUCCAAAAUGGUCCAUCUUGCCAAUUGAUUAUGUUGGACAUUUCAUUACUACACUUGCAUGUAUCACUGCAGUGUAAGCAGUUAAAACAAUGAUACUCACACCAGUAUUUACCUUUUGAAAUAUAUUUGAACAAUUAUGAUACAUAUGGUCUUGUAGCCAUUGCUCAAAUUGUUCAGUGAUUUUGCGUUGCUGGCUGUCAGUUUCCCGCUGUGUUUGUACCAUAUCAGAAGAAAAGUGUGAUUCAUUUGCAUGUAUCAUGAACAUGUGAAAGAAAUGUUAAUGUUCUUGCACACCAUCACGUCUUAGUAGGAAGUGCAAGGGACCAAAACACUGCAUACUGAGUCUGUGUAAAGUUUUCUGAGUCUGUCACACCACAGUAAAAUGUAGUAACCACCCAGACAAAAGUGUGACUAAAUAAGCAGUAUGUUCUGCUCUGAGACACUGGGGGCAUGUCCGCUGAAGGCGCUGAUGCUGUGUGCUAUGGCUCUAACAUUAGUAGUAACCAUAGACUGAUAGCAGCAUCGUUUUUAUACAGUAGGGGAGGGGUUAUGUUAAAGAUGACCGCGGUGUGAUCUUGAACCAUGAUUUCAGACCGCCCAAAAAAUCCUGGACACAGAAAUGGUUAAAAAAAACAACUGUUUAAUGGUUUUACUCCACAAUUCAGUACUACACAGUUUACAGUCUUCUCACAUGUUUUCAAUAAGUAUUUUUUAACAUAAUGUGAUUGGAACAAAAUCACUAAUUUUGCUUUACCUGAAAUGUAAUGAUGAUGGCUAGAUAUGCUCAGUUUACCAUAAACUUAUAAAGAAUCAUGAACGACCUAUAGUAGGAUAUUUCUUAUCAAGUAUGCUUGAUCGUAUUAAUGUGAAAACAAAUAAUAAUUUCAAUACCUCAUAUUACACAACCUAAUUUAUCGCACCGUUGUGACGAAAAGAGAGCUGAGCCAGAAGGCAAAGCUCUCG
This is a messenger RNA of Perca flavescens (yellow perch), 3710 nucleotides long. RefSeq names its product monocarboxylate transporter 12-B. The record is from RefSeq and is a predicted model, not a curated record. Lineage: Eukaryota; Metazoa; Chordata; Actinopteri; Perciformes; Percidae. The transcript has 9 exons. The coding region runs from base 577 to 2346 and encodes 589 amino acids. Gene Ontology annotation, biological process: creatine transmembrane transport. Gene Ontology annotation, molecular function: transmembrane transporter activity.